AUGUUCUCAACACUCACAAAGACAUUAAUGUUGAAACACUGCAGAGUUAUUGGCCCUCGAAAGGGGUCUACUGCAUGGUUGCGCAGUUUCAGGCUGUACAGUAGUAACAAAGCCGACCACGACGAUGUGAUGACGAGGAUCAAAAUUGCCCCCAUAAAGAGGAACAACGAGUCGCUGGACAAGAAAAGAGCACGUUUGAUAUAUCAGUCACGCAAAAGAGGGAUCUUGGAAACCGACUUGCUUCUCUCUGGGUUCGCGGCAAAAUAUUUGAAGAAAAUGAACGAAGAGGAACUGGAAGAGUACGAUUCUCUAUUGAAUGAGUUGGACUGGGAUAUUUAUUAUUGGGCCACCAAGAAUUAUAAGACCAGCCCGUUACCUAAAAAGUGGGCCAACUCCAAACUGCUGAAUCAGCUGCAAAAGUUCAGUGAAAAUAAGGAGAAAGAAAUAUUAAGUAUGCCCGAUUUGUCCAAGUAUCAAUGA
Molecule: messenger RNA, 480 nt
Organism: Saccharomyces kudriavzevii IFO 1802
Lineage: Eukaryota; Fungi; Ascomycota; Saccharomycetes; Saccharomycetales; Saccharomycetaceae
Gene: SDH5
Product: succinate dehydrogenase assembly factor SDH5
Exons: 1
Coding region: 1-480 (159 amino acids)
Biological process (GO): protein-FAD linkage; mitochondrial respiratory chain complex II assembly; tricarboxylic acid cycle
Cellular component (GO): mitochondrion
Source: RefSeq, a predicted model, not a curated record